Necator americanus (New World hookworm) is the source of this 216-nucleotide messenger RNA. RefSeq lists its product as uncharacterized. The transcript is spliced from 3 exons. Bases 1 to 216 code for a protein of 71 amino acids. NCBI's taxonomy places the organism in Eukaryota, Metazoa, Nematoda, Chromadorea, Rhabditida, Ancylostomatidae. The record is from RefSeq and is a predicted model, not a curated record.
AUGUAUCAACUAGUAAUGAUAUGGCUACUAGUGAUGACGAUACCAACUCGAAAUGCUCUUAAUCAAGGUGAUUCAAUUUCGGCUCCUACUACCGAAAAACCGAUGACCGCUACUUACAAUAUUUUAGCCAUCGACGGUCUCAGGUUUCCUCCGAUGAGUUUAUUUGCUGGUCUCUUCCUUCCAAGGAUUGGCGAAAAUGAAACAGGUUCCAUAUGA